UUCAUUCCCUUCAAAAAUUCAUUAACACUAAUACUGUGCAGCAUGGUAGGCAAUAAGGCAAGCCAGCAGAACAGAAAAUUAGUGCGACUUCUCACCCUGCCGGCGAGGUGUUUGACGCGAGCGAGAGACUAUUACGUGAAAGGUAUGAACAGAUGCGCUGUGAAUCCCCCGAAGCAAAGAAUUCGGAGAAGUUACAGCUCUGCCUCUGCCACCGCACGCCGCACCUCAAACGCCGUGGACGACAGCGAGGAUUUCCGGGAGCUUCUCCGGGCGGCUUCCGGCAGGAAAGAGGGUAACGCGGCGGUGGUGCAGCCGCCGCAGAUGCGGUUGCGGAAGACGCCCAGGAGUUGCAGCGUGGCGAUGGGGAGGAUUGAUGAAGAGAAGCCUUGUUUCUUUGAAAAGGAAGAUGAUGAUAACAAUAAUAAUAUUUAUGUGAUCAAUCCUCAGCUCCAUUACUAUCCUAGAAGCAAAAGUCAUGCAAUCACAAAAAGGACCACUCUUGGCUUCUGAAAUGCAAAAACGCUCAUUCUUAAAAGUUUUCGUGUGUCAUAGAUUAAGACAGGAGUACUCGAGAAUGUUAUAUUGUACUCCUUAUUGUACUUAAAUUUAAGAAUUUUGCAGCUUAAACAUGAGUGGUUUAUGAUAGUGUUAAUUCUUUCAUGUACUCAAACAUCUGAAUCGUGUAGAAGAAUUGUAUGCAAAAUAUGUAAAGUAUAAUGUAUAGUAGAUCCAGAAAAUGACUCUCAAUUCAUCCA
This is a messenger RNA of Ipomoea triloba (trilobed morning glory), 755 nucleotides long. RefSeq lists its product as uncharacterized. Bases 43 to 510 code for a protein of 155 amino acids. The record is from RefSeq and is a predicted model, not a curated record. NCBI's taxonomy places the organism in Eukaryota, Viridiplantae, Streptophyta, Magnoliopsida, Solanales, Convolvulaceae. The transcript has a single exon.